Molecule: messenger RNA, 1770 nt
Organism: Mercenaria mercenaria
Lineage: Eukaryota; Metazoa; Mollusca; Bivalvia; Venerida; Veneridae
Product: calmodulin-like
Exons: 6
Coding region: 150-686 (178 amino acids)
Molecular function (GO): calcium ion binding
Source: RefSeq, a predicted model, not a curated record
GUCUAUGAUCGGUCACAUGGAAUCGAUAUUUUGAACAGACGAUACCGCAGAUCUCUUGAAAAUUUGCAAGUCUUAAGUGUAUAUUUAAACAAAUCGACAACAAGAGAUAGUAAAACCGUAAACGUUGGAUAUAUUCAACAUCUGGAAAAAUGAGUGAGGUCGCAGACGAACAAUAUCAGGGUGAGGUCAAUGCAGACGAACAAACUCAGAGUACGAUAUCGGACGAUCAGGUUCAUGAGAUUUUCACCUCUUUUGACACGGAUGGUUCUGGUAAACUGAGCAUGACUGAGUUGGGUAAUGCUCUUUGUCUACUGGGUAUAGAUCUAACGGAUGAGGAACUAACAGGCACCUACCACAUUGACGACGAUCCAGAAUCUUUGACAGAAGAGGAGUUUGCUUUGUACAUUCGAGAAAGAAUAGGAAAUAUCGACUUCCGAAAACGAUGUGAAGACUGUCUACGCGAGUUUGACGAGGAUGGGUCAGGUUUGUUGAGCAGAGAUACUUUGAAGACAAUCCUUACACAGCGGGGCUCUUAUCCAAUGAGCGAUGAAGAUGCAGAAGCCCUUUUGGAUGAAUGUGACGCCAAUGCCGACGGUUACUUUAAUGUUACAGAAAUGGCAGACUUGAUGUACAAUAUACCUAAGGGUCACGAAGGCGAAGAGAGCCAGGCGAUAGAAAAUGUGUAAACAGGAGAAGGAACCAAAUUCAAAAACAACAAGAACAACAACAACAACAACAACAAAAAAAACAACAUAAACGAAAUAACACUAUUCACCAAGAAGAAAUAACUACAGCAAACGCUCAUAUUAUUCAGAUACUCACGUGCAAUAUUUUUGACAAAAAUGUAAUGAACUUUUGAAUGUGCGCAUGUCCAGCUGGAAGCUUUCAACAAUAUUCACUCUUUUUGAAUCUAUUCUCAUAAUCAUGCAUGUUUCGAUUCAAUGAAGUACAUAUUUCGCUAUCAUUCUGCUAUUAAAGCAUGCAUUCUUUCACUUUCAGUACAGGUUGUUUCUAUUUUUUAACAUCAAGUAAAUGGGGAGAGGGGGGAUUGGACGUAUUUUACUGUUUGUUGAUGCUUGUGUUAGAAAAGUGUUGUUUGUAUAUGAAAUGGCGAUAUUUGUUUACUUUUUGAUACACAUGAAAACAAUUUAUAUGUGAUAAAUGUGUGUUUAAUUUUAAGCUCUUACAAAUGAUAAUACCCAUUUGCUGACCACAUAAAUUAUCUUCCGGCGGUUCUUGGACUGUCCAGUUUAUCUUAGUCUGUUAAAGGUAUUGAAAGUACGGUGCUAUUCCAAACUGACGUAAAAAGUGUAAGCAACUAUGAAUUUGAUUUAUUUACGAGACAUCUGUAUGUUUAGUCGAAUGCAAAACAGUACAAUGUAAAUAAAUAAAAAAUGUUGAACCUCCCCUUACAAAAAAUCUUGUAUAAGUUAUAUUUUGUUGUUUCAUAUUAACUACAUGACAUUUUUGUUGUAUGAUUGUUCUACCGAGAUAAAGUAUAUAUAACGUUGAGUUAUAAGACAUUUUUGCAAUGUGAUAUAUUUACCUUACAACAAGAAAGACAGUAGAAAUAGAUCGGUUCAAACAAGCUGUACAAUCUUGUGUUAUUUGACUUGUCAGUUUUAGAUAAACCAUUUUAUUUUAUCGUUUAUGCAUCAAUAUCAUAUUUUCAUAUACCUACAUAAUCAUAUAUAAACCGUUUAGAUAAAAACACGUUAUUACUUCGAACGCAUUUUGGCAAUAAAGUUUCAUACGUUAUAUAUUUCUCUA